AUGCCAACCACUUCCAUUAUAAAUGUUGAAGCCAUAAAUAAUGUUCAAGGUACAUUACAAGUAAAAUGGUCUCCUCGCGAUCCUCCUAUAUUGGACUUUUUUGUUCGCACUUGGCAUGGUGAUGGUCAUUGGCUCAUAUUUCUUCUACGUUCAAUUGAACAAUAUGUAUCACGUACAUUAUAUCGUGAUAUAGUAAUUACGUUUUCAUCUGCUGAAACGGCAUAUUUUCAGUCAUAUCUACCGUUCUUUUCUUUACCUAUAAAACUAAUACCAACAAAUGAUGUUUAUAUUAAGAAUGGUCCAAAUAAUGGUAGUUAUUAUUCUCAAAUGUAUACAAAGUUUCAUGCUUAUCAAUACAGUGAUGCUGAUUUUUUUAUUCAUAUGGACUCGGAUACUAUGUUUAAAGAACCUAUUACCCGAUUGGAUUUGUUGGAUGAACAGAAUAGAGUAUUCGUUAAGCGCAGUAGAUUUAACGAAAUUGAUAUGAAUUCUCGUGUUUGGCAAAAACCUGCAGAAAAAUUAUUAUUGGAGCCAGUUCUUUACGAGACUAUGACAGGUUUUCCAUUCGUUUAUCCUCGUGAUUUAUACGAAAAUACAAUACGUCUUAUUGAAAGCCGUCACAACAAGCCGAUGCUUGCAGUUGUAAGAUCAGUUCAAGAUUUUAUUGAAUUUACCACACUUGGACAUUAUCUGAUUACAUAUAUGUCGAAUAGGAGAUGGAUAGAUAAUAAUAACAAAUCGUAUAAAGUUGUCCAAUCAUGGUCAUGGGGAGGAUUUGGACCAAGACAAGUAGCAUGGUAUGAAUGUCUUCUAAGAGCAAAAGAUAACAAAAUGUGUCAUCUUCAACCUUCUGUGUCUGGAAAACUCUAG
Molecule: messenger RNA, 870 nt
Organism: Rotaria sordida
Lineage: Eukaryota; Metazoa; Rotifera; Eurotatoria; Philodinida; Philodinidae
Source: the annotation of a GenBank genome assembly